CUAUUCUGAAUUUUUGAUUGGAUGAUUCGCGGCAGUGACAGCGAAGCAGGCCACGCGCACGUCCAGCUCGGCAGUUUAUUAUCUUUCUCCUUUUUAUCAGAAGUUUCCCCGAUUUUUAAAAUCAUGAGUCAACCAACAGCCUGGAUAUUUUUGUUUUUGCCAUUUAUGUGGCUGAACUUAGAGCCAACUGGAGGCGAGACGCAUUCCCUCACUUACAUCUACACGGCCUUCUCCAAACCUGUCGGACUCCCGGGCAUCCACGAGUUCACAGCCAUGGGUCUGCUGAACGGCAGGAUGAUCGACUACUUUGACAGCGACAACCAGACGAAAGUUCCCAAACAGGCCUGGAUGAAAGAGCGACUGCCUGCAGAUUACUGGGACAAAGGCACCCAGUCCCGCCAGAGCAAGCAGCAGUGGUUCAAAGUCAACAUCGACAUCCUGAAGACACGAAUGAGACAGAAUGACACGGACCUCCAUGUUCUCCAGUGGAGGCACGGCUGCAAAGGCGAAAUGAAGGACGGUGUGGUGAAGUUCACCAGCGGCGUGGACAUGUACAGCUACGACGGAAACGACUUCCUGUCAUUCGACGACGCCAACAGCGUCUGGGUCGCCCCAACUGACGCGGCAGUCGUGACCAAGAGAAAGUGGGACGGAGUCCAGGUCCUAAAAGAAUACACCAAAGGCUACCUGGAGAACGAGUGCAUCGAAUGGUUGGGGAAGUUCAUCGAUUAUGGACAAAAGCAGCUACAAGUAGCCAUUCCUCCGAAGGUGCACCUGUUUACAAGGAACACCAAAGUUGAAGCAAACAUCCUUCUGACGUGCCUGGCCACAGGUUUCUUACCAAAAGACAUCAUCCUACGCAUGAAAAGGAACGGCCGUAUUCUAACUAAAGUGGACGGAGUUGUGACCUCCAGCGUUCUACCCAACGGUGACGAGACCUUCCAGAGACGAGACAGCGUGGAGAUUUUACGGAGUGACUUGUCUACCUACACCUGUGAAGUGAUCCAUCAGGCAUCCAAUGUACAUGUUGAGGAGGAGUGGGAUCAUAAACUUAACCCAAGCAACAACUCUGGACCAGCCAUUGGUGGGGCGAUUGUGGUCGUACUCGUGAUCGUCAUCGUGGUCGGUGUGCUGUUAGUCUUGUUUAAAAAAGGCAUAAUUGGGCCACGUACAUCUGGCAGCAGCAGUUCCAAUGGUCAUCAACCGCUUGCUGUAGUAGUUACUGCCUCCAGCGGUAACAAUGGCACAGUGUACCUACCUGUCCCCCAGGGAGCUAACGUGGGUACCAACGCUAAGAAAGACGACGUAAACGAUCCUCUCCUCAAGGGCUCAGAUGGCUCUCUCAACAGCAAAUCCUCUAGUACCUCUGGUGACUCUGGCGUCUCAGGAACUAACGGGGGUACCGACGCUAAGAAAGACAACGUAAACCAACCUCUCCUCGAGGGAUCAGAUGCUGGAUCUGUCAACAGCGGUGGCUCUGGUUCCGCUAGUAGCUCUGGUUCCUCUGGUGACUCUGGCGUCUCAGGCGGCGGACCCCCUAAACUGAGUCAAUAAGCCUCAUGGACAAUGAAGACGAUGAGCAGGUCCAAUCAGACUAAUAACUUGAGUUUGGGAUAAAUAAAAUAAAAAGGGGAAUUUGAAAAUCAACAAGUUCAUAUAAAAUCUCAAAAAAAUGCAUCAAGUGCCUCCAAAUAAAGGGUUUAUGGGACGGGGUGUAGUUUAUUUUAAAGAGUAAUGAAUUUCAAUAUUCAAACAGCAUCAAUGUGGUUUUGUGAUGAAGCAAUGAAAACAAAAUGAUCAGAUAAAAUAUAGUUAUAUCGUUUGUCUCAAGUGGCUAAAAGUUAGGGGAGCUUGUUUUGGAGUUAGUAGGUCGAGAUUCAGAAAAGUGUGACCUGUAAUAAAUGUCAUUAAUAUGAAUUCAGAAGCACCUUAAAGAGACUCCUGAAAGAUCUAAAGUAUGUUUGUAUAGAGACCUUUAAAGCCAAAGAUUUAAAACUAGAUCUGUGCAAGAAUGAAGGGGAUAUUAUUAAUAAAGGAGACAUUGGUGGAGAUGUUUAUACUUUGAUUUUUAAACAAAGUUAUUCUCAAAUCUCACUAGAAUUAGAAAAACCAGGGUUACAGCCGGCCUCCUAAGGGAGGGAACCUUUAAGGUAUAGGGCUGAAUAAAUGUAAAGUGUUAACUGCACGCAGGACAUAAAUAAAAAAUGAAAAUACAAAAAAAAGAAGAAAUAGCUAUAGAAAAUGAAAAUGUUAAAGUGCCAUUUUCAAGGACUACAUUGGUGCCUUUGCUUGAUUAAAUGUAUCUAAUACAAAUCAAAGAAUACUUCACAUUACUGCUGACACCGGCGUUUAAUUUCUGUCCUGAUCGUCAUUAGACUUCACUUUAUCUCGCCAUGGUGAACUUUCAGCAAAUUUAGAUUUCCUGCAGAUAAUCAAUUAUCAAUUUAUUGUUGUCUAACUCAAUCUGCACUUAUUACUACUCAAAGUACACUUAUCCUGUUUGUGGUUUAGGGUUAUGUAACUUGAGGCUGUUUCAAAGUCACCAGAAUGGUGGAAAUACUUA
Molecule: messenger RNA, 2563 nt
Organism: Sander lucioperca (pikeperch)
Lineage: Eukaryota; Metazoa; Chordata; Actinopteri; Perciformes; Percidae
Product: H-2 class I histocompatibility antigen, Q10 alpha chain-like
Exons: 13
Coding region: 22-1554 (510 amino acids)
Biological process (GO): immune response
Cellular component (GO): external side of plasma membrane
Source: RefSeq, a predicted model, not a curated record